This is a messenger RNA of Meloidogyne enterolobii, 2154 nucleotides long. The record is from the annotation of a GenBank genome assembly. NCBI's taxonomy places the organism in Eukaryota, Metazoa, Nematoda, Chromadorea, Rhabditida, Meloidogynidae.
AUGAUUAUUGAUUAUUCUGCUCAUUUUUGGGGUGAUAAACAUAUUGGGUAUAAUGUUCUUUAUGACCAUAUGAAAAAAGGAGAGGAUUCUGUGCAUGAAUUGCUCACUUUUAUUAAAGAAAGGGCUAGCAUGGAAGAUGACAUUUUAAAGUGCCUUAACAGACAGCUUAUUAAAGCUAGUACAUACACAACUAAUAAUGGAUCUUUGGCCGAUGCCUGGCGAUUGACUAAAAAUGCACUUGAAUUUUGGAUAGAAAUUAAAACAAAAUUAGUGCAUAAUCUUGGUGACCUUUCUAGAGACGUAUUUCGAUAUCAAGAAGAACUUAUAAAAAUUCGAAAAAAAGCUAAAGAUAUUGAGACAUUAGAAGCUAUAAAUUUAAUGCAAACAACAACAACUUGUUUACAAAAAGCUAAAGAGACUUACUUACAACGUUGUGCUGAAGUAAUUAAUUUAAAAAAUUCUAGUAAAGACUGGACAUCUACAAACACAAAAGAAUAUCUUAAAUUAAAAUUUUUUUUCCAAUUGGCCACUCUUUUGGAGACUGCACAAAAUUGUGAUGCUAAAACGGCUAUUGAAUUUAAACAAAAUUUGGAAUUAAUUGAUGUUGAAGAAAUUAUGUUGAGAUUUAUUGAAGAAAAAGGGACUGGCACGGAUGUUCCUAAGAAACUUAAUUGGACAGAAGCAGAUGAACUUCCACAAGAAUUGGAUGUUCUCUCUGCAGUCCAUUCCCAUUCUUCUUCUUCAAAUAAUUCCUCGGCUAUUGUUGUUCCCAAUACUACAUUUUCUUCUAUUACUGCUCAAAAUCCCCCUCCAACAACAGUUGAUGAUUUACUAAAUUUUGAUGAUUAUUGUGCUCCUUCUAAAUUAUUUGAAAGUGGAAAAUCUUCCCAACGAAAAUCUCAACAAAAAAUACAACGUUUUAAGCAAUCGGCUUCUGAAGCUGACGAGGAGGAUAGUGAUUCUAAUUCUGAAAAUGCUGAAGGGGAACAACAAACAAAUAUUAGGUUAAGAAUUAAUACUUCUGAUAAGCAACAAAAUCAUCAACAAUCUUCGUCCAUUUCAACUGUUCAACACCAAAUUUCUUCUUGGUUAGGCAGACAGAAACAGGCAGCUUCUCAUUGGAGACUUAAAAAACAUAGUGCCUCUCAAUCUAGUCUUCCAGCAGCAGUUGCAAAUGAAAUGGCUAUAACAAAUGAAAAACUUCAAUCAAAUAAUCAAUUUGCAGAAUUCUCCAAAAGUUUUGGUUUAAAUGAAGGUAGUGGAGGGGGGAGUGGUUUGUCUAAACGUUAUCAAAAGAAAAUUAAUGCAAAGAAUUCAAUUAAUGAAAUAACUCAAACAAAAAUGAAACGAGCUUAUAGUCAAUUUCAACUGGAAGGCGAAAAUUGUGAUAUUUCUGUUGUUGAGGAGGAGCCAAAAAUCAUAGACCCUCUUCAAGUUUUUGGCCCUCCACCACCAUUACCAAUUAGUGAACCAAUUCCUCCACCUUUAUUUGACAAUCAAUCACCAAACAUUCAAAGUGUUUCUUUUAUUUAUUCGAAUGAAAAACAACAAAAUAUUAAUUAUAAUAUUAGCCAAUCUACUGAUAACAAUCGUUGGUCUGCUGAUAGUUCUUCUUCUGAUGAGGAAGAUAACUCAACAAAAUUCCAAACAACAAAAAUACGCCAACUCCAAAUUCGACCACUCGUUGAACAACAAGAAUUCCAAAAAAAUACUUCUUUGGAUGAAUUACGUUCUGCUAUUGGGCAAAUUAGUUUGCCAAAAAAUUCAAUAAUUGAAAAUGAUCCUUGGGCAGCGUCAGAUGCUGAAACAACAACUUCUGCAGAUAUUUCUGUUCAAAGUAAUCAAAUAACAAAUCCACCACUUCCACCACUUCGAGCAGCACUUACAGGGGAUUCACAAUAUCGGCGAUGUUUUGCUCCCUCAAAUGAUUUUGGACAAUCUUUUUCAAUAUUUUCUACUUCAAAUAGUAUUGCUAGAGCUAGACCACGUUCCCAUACACCUCUUGUUUUCGGACCUACAAGUACCUUUUCAAAAUCUCAAAUGGCAACAUCUUUAAAUCAAACUAAAAGAAAUACUUCGCAAAAGAUCGAUUCAUCUUCAACACAAGGAAUUAAAACACUUGACCAUCCAAUUGUUGAACUACCACGAAAAUGA